AAACCAUGACGAUUUCUCUGCGGCGUCCAUACGAUGAACAAAGGCCACAAUCAACCAUUCCAAGGGCAAGAAUUGAUGACCAUGAAAGCGCGUGCCAACUAUCAACGCAACCGAUCGCACGGACAGUAUGUAUCGAACCCGGUUCUGCAGCAGCAGGACAUCCUCCAGGUCCAGGAGAACAUCUUUGCGCAACCGCCAGUUGCGCCGCAUGCGUUUGCGCCGCCUGGAGCUGUUGCGCCGCCAACGGCGACGUAUGGACGUGGCGGCGACUCGGUGACGCCUAUGGAUCCGCAAAACUCGCUGCCGGCGACGUGGGGCCGGGAAGAUGUGUGGUGCUCUCAUCGGACUAUCGAGGACGGCUCACGGGUGCUUGCGCGGUCAAACCGGACUGGUGAGGCGCGGUUCGUGGACGGGCCUGCGCGGCCGUUCCUCUACCGAUCGACGAUUGUGUACGUGCGGCAGUACACGGCGUCGACGACGACGUAUCUUGUGGUUUCGUACCGGUCCGGCGAGAUCAAGCACAUCAUGGGCCCAACGCAGCUGUGGUUUGAUCCACUGACCAUGUCGUCGGUCAAGGUUAUGCCGGUCGUCCGGCUCAACUCGAACGAGGCGCUGGUCAUGUUCUCGUCGCCCGACGGCGAGGACGGCGCGGGUGAGGACGUGCAGCGGCGGAUUAUCUACGGACCAACGGCAAUGAUGCCAGCACACAACGAGUGGAUCGAGACGUUCUCGUGGGGCGGCGAGGGCGGAGCAACGUUCUCGCGCCUCCGGCUGGUUCCUGAAGAGUUCUCAGUGGAGAUCGAGAACGCGCGGACUACCGAUGAUGCGACGCUCAAGCUCAACUUUGCGCUUGUCUUCCGGCUUGUUGACAUCGAACGGAUGUGCGACGAGACGGCGGAUCCAGUUGCGGACGUGACAUCGGCCAUUGCGGCCGACGUCCUUGCCUUUGUCUCCAAGAUGAGCUUUGAGGAGUUCAAGGCCUUUACUGAGAACCUCAACAACACUGACUCGUUCCCGAACCUUGUGCGGCGGGCCGAGGCCUCGGGCUUCCAGAUCAUGAACAUUGCGUUCCGCGGGUACUCGGGAACCUCGACCAUGCAGGGUCUGCAGGAGCGCGGCUUUGAACGGCGGAAGCAGCUUGAGCUCGAGACCGAGACCGAGUCGCAGAAGCAGGAACUGCUGGCCUUCAAGCAGCGGGCCGAGCUCGAGCGGUCCAACGAGCGCCGCGAGAUGGAGCUUGCUGAGAAAAACCAUGUGAUGGAGCUCGCGAUCCUGGAGCAGGAGAAGCAGGCCAAGAUCAAGGCUACUGCGGCGCGCAUCGAGCUCGAGGCGCGCCAGGCGGAAAUGGCGGCCGAGGAGGAGCACGCCCGCAACAUGCUUGCGCUUCGGACCGACUACCUCCGGACGCUUGCCUCGGAUCUCAGCGUCGAUCUCACAAAGGUUCUUGUGGCACAGGCUGCCAUCUCGCCGGACUCAUUCAUCAAGGUCGACCUCGGCGACAACCCCGAGGGCACCGUCCACUUGCACGCAUCGCCGACGCCAUCGUCACAAACGCGGCGGUGACUAGUGCUUGGGCAGCGGGAGGAGGCUUGCUGGCUUGGCAAAGAUCGGCGGCGCGGACGCUGAGCUUGUGGCCGCCAGUCCUCCGCCCGAGUACAUGCCACCGAGCACGUCGGUCGGAGCCGGUGUGGCCAGCUUGGCCAGCUCGGCCAACUCGGGCGGUGCGGUCCUUGGGAGGCCGACGAGCAGGCUGAACCGGUCGCGGUCCGGCAGGACCUUGAUGGAGAGCGUGCCGAGAAGCGCGCCACCGCAGGCCAGGAUCUUGGUCGAGAGCGCAAUGUCGAGCGGGCGAGUGGUGGCGACGUGAGUAAACGGCUCAUCGAGCGCAA
Thecamonas trahens ATCC 50062 is the source of this 1889-nucleotide messenger RNA. RefSeq lists its product as uncharacterized. The record is from RefSeq and is a predicted model, not a curated record. NCBI's taxonomy places the organism in Eukaryota, Apusomonadida, Apusomonadidae. The transcript has a single exon. Bases 34 to 1563 code for a protein of 509 amino acids.